This is a messenger RNA of Drosophila eugracilis, 2513 nucleotides long. RefSeq names its product ATP-binding cassette sub-family G member 4. Bases 302 to 2374 code for a protein of 690 amino acids. The record is from RefSeq and is a predicted model, not a curated record. Gene Ontology annotation, cellular component: plasma membrane. Gene Ontology annotation, molecular function: ABC-type transporter activity; ATP hydrolysis activity; ATP binding. The transcript has 10 exons. NCBI's taxonomy places the organism in Eukaryota, Metazoa, Arthropoda, Insecta, Diptera, Drosophilidae.
ACGGCCGAUAGUGUUCUUUGUGGCCAUUGAGUCGUCAGCUGGGCCGAUGAAGCGACUCUCCGACUUCUGGGGGGAACGGGUACUGGAUCGGGAACGGCAACUGCUACUGCCAUAUAGCAUUAUAGCAGCUAGCUGGGAUCACUGUUUGUUUACUGACCGCCAGUCGCGCACGUCGCUUCGAAGACGCUGUUACUCGGUUAUGCGAAUCGCGAGUUAAGUCGCUGGAAUAAACUUGUCCUUAUAAAUCUCUUCCAGAGUGUGAUAGUCCUGACACUUUAAAGGGUUAUCCCAGAAUCCCAGAAUGGCGACAUCGCGGGAACAGUUCUUGUUCGGCAACGAAAACGGAGUUGCCGGCCUCGGUUUGGGUAUUGAGGUCGGGGAGGUGACCUCUAGUCGAGUCUACAACACCACCACAGUGCCUGUUAGCAAUUCUGGAGGAUGGCGAAAUGCGCAGUCUAGUGUCACGCCCCCACCAGUCCCCACUCCGCCGCAGGUGGCGUAUACCAAUGGAUCCACAUCCGCGGCCAGUAAACAGCCGCCAUUGGAACCCGUGGUGGAGGAGGAGGUGCACUUCGAUACCGAUGCCCUAAACAACCUGCCAGCCCGUGAGCCCGUGGACAUGGAAUUCAGAGAGCUGUCCCUCACCGUGAAAUUGGGCUUUAACCGAGGAUCCAAGGAAAUCUUGCACAAUGUAUGCGGAAAGUUCCCCGGCAGCCAACUCAUCGCCAUUAUGGGCCCUUCGGGAGCAGGAAAGUCUACUUUACUAGAUGCUUUAUCGGGUUUUAAAACGACCGGCGUGGAUGGCUCCAUCUUGCUUAAUGGUCGACGGCGUGACUUGCCCUCCUUCCGUCGCAUGUCCUGCUAUAUCACGCAGGAUGAUCGUCUCCAGCCUCUACUGACCGUGAAUGAGAAUAUGCAUAUAGCCGCCGAUCUUAAACUGGGUCAGACUGUCAGUUAUGAGGAGAAGGAGAGCAGGAUCGAGGAUAUUCUGCUGCUUCUAGGUCUGUACGAUCACGAUCAGACCCUAACAAUGCGCCUGUCCGGUGGCCAAAAGAAGAGGCUAUCCAUUGCCAUGGAGUUGAUCAACAAUCCCACUGUGAUGUUUCUGGACGAGCCCACGACUGGCUUGGACAGCAGCUCUUGCACAAAGGUCCUGGAGUUGCUCAAGAGGUUGACCAGUCAAGGUCGAACCAUUAUCUGCACAAUCCAUCAGCCUACGGCUAAGUUGUUCCAGAUCUUUGAUCAGGUUUACGUUCUAUCAGCUGGAAACUGUGUCUACCAGGGCAGCACCCAAAAAUUGGUGCCAUUUCUGCAUUCCGUGGAUCUGCCCUGUCCCAUGUACCACAAUCCAGCGGAUUACAUUAUCGAGCUGGCCUGCGGAGAGUAUGGCUACGACAAAGUAUACACCCUUAAAGUUGCCACGGAGAACGGGAGCUGCCUGACUUGGUUUGACAAUCCCAGUGCCGUGUUGCGUUCUGAUGUUUUGAUGAGAAAGUAUCCUAUCCCAAAGAAAGCUAAAAGCCGUUCCUUGGAGGACACCAGCUACUCAAACCAAUGCUCUGUGCUACUGCGACGCGGUUUCAUCAAAGCCAAACGAGACACGACGAUGACGCACUUAAGGAUCGGAGUCAAUAUUGCGGUGGCUGCUUUGUUUGGAGCCAUGUACGAUCACACGGGACGAGAGGGAUCUCGAGUGCUGGACAACUAUAACUUACUAUUUGCCAUACUUAUGCACCACUCAAUGACCACGAUGAUGUUGACUGUUCUGACUUUCCCCAUGGAUAUUUCCAUUCUGAUCAAGGAGCACUUUAACCGCUGGUACUCACUCAAAGCUUAUUACACUGCCAUGACCCUUGUGGACCUGCCCAUAUCGGUGAUUGCUUUCUCUUUUACGGUAAUCGUUUACCUAUGGAGUUAUCAGCCUAUGGAGUGGGUUCGCUUCUGGAUGUUCUUCGCCAUUAGUUUACUGACCGUGUUUGUGGGCCAUAGUUUUGGUUUGAUGAUUGGUGCCUGGUUCGAUGUGGUCAACGGUACAUUCUUGGCUCCAGUACUAACUAUUCCGAUGAUGAUGUUUGCCGGAUUUGGAGUGACUUUGCGGGAUCUGCCAAGCUACUUAAGAUGGGGCAGUCACAUAUCAUACUUAAGAUAUGGAUUAGAAGGCUUCAUAGCGGCCAUAUAUGGUCUGGAUCGAGGAGUUCUGGCCUGCGAUGAGGCGCCCUACUGCCAUUACAGGUAUCCAAAGAAAUUCUUAGAUGAAAUAACCAUGAGAGGUGAUCAGUUCUGGAACGAUGUCAUUGCUCUGGUUGCCAUGAUCCUAAUUUUCCGACUGGUUUCCUACGUCGUGCUCAAGGCCAAGAUCAAGUCAAUCAGAUAGGCUGUUUAGGGAAGACACACCUGUUGCCCAUUCCUUGUAUUAGAAAUUAAUUGUUGAACAUUACGUUUAGUGCUAUUAAUAUUUAAAUAAUAUGUACAAGUACAUAAAAACUGUUAAAUAAAGCUACGAUUUGUAACUA